This is a messenger RNA of Paramecium tetraurelia, 1299 nucleotides long. RefSeq lists its product as uncharacterized. NCBI's taxonomy places the organism in Eukaryota, Ciliophora, Oligohymenophorea, Peniculida, Parameciidae. The record is from RefSeq and is a predicted model, not a curated record. The transcript is spliced from 4 exons.
AUGCAAAAAGAGGAAAUAGAUAGGGCACUAAAAUAUUUCUGUUUCAAGUAUACAUAUUACAACGUAUUUGCUUUGAUAUUUUCAUUAUUUCAAUAUGAUUUACUCCCAUUUGCUCUACCAAUUGGAUUACUGAUUAUUCAAGAAGUUAUUUGUUGGAUUUGCUUUUCUAAAAGAAAUCUCAUAUUGUCACUGCAACAUAUGCUUCAAGUUUUGGCAGCCAUUUUUAUAAUAAUUCUCUAUUAUAUCGAUUUGUAUUACUAUAUUUUUGUAAACUUGUUUGUUGUUUUCACAACAUUCCUUGGAAUCAAAUGGAGUUGCCAAUAAGAUAAUUAGCAUGAAUAUUCGACUAUCUUUAGAUAUCUCCAAGGGUUUUAUAGUAUUUCAGUAUUGAUUGCUUCAUUAUGUGUGACAAUUAAACUCAAUCAAUUAGUCAAUUGGACUUGGUCCUAAACCUUUUGGUGGUAUUGGAUGUAUUUAAGUGCUCUAAUAGGCAGUGCCUUUACACUAUUAAUGAUCCUAAUUACUAAAUUAAUUAAUUAAUUCUACUACCAUAGAAUAUCUCUCCACUCGAAUGAAUAUAAAACCUUGGUUUGGUCUUUUUAUCUUUUUUCAAUGACCAGCGUCUUAUCUGGUAUAUGGAUAAUAAAUACUUUCAAUCUAGUGGGAAUGAAUCUAAAAUUGGAUAUUGGAAUCAUUGUAUUUGGUAUACUUAUUGGAUUCAAUUUGGUUGUGUUUGCAGGAACUCUUUUUAUUUUGAAAGACAUUUCCAUAUUCUUAACUACCUUCCUGAACGCUGAUUACCCACAAAGAGAAUUACCAUGUAGUCCCAGAAUGGAUGAAAUUAGAGUCAAACAAGAUUUGAAAUCUCCAAUAUUAUUGAAAAAAUUGUCAUCUUCAUAUUUUCGUUUAGUAACUUCAUAAGAAUUCUUAAUGUAUGCUAAUACUAAUAAAGAAGAACUAUUUACUGAAAGAGCCAAUAAUCUGUCAUAAAAUAUAAUUAGAGAUGUUAAUUAGGAAAUUAAAAGAAUCAAAAAGUCAAAGUAAAAAACAGACAUAGUUCUUGAAACUCAGAAAACGUAAGCUGCUAGUAUUUAAUGCAUUAUUUGUUGUGAAAAACAAGCCAAUGCAGUAUUGAUGAAAUGUGGUCAUGGUGGUAUAUGUUACGAAUGCGCGUUUGAAAGUGCAUAAAAAAGCAGGGAGUGUUUUCUUUGUAGAUAAAGAGUCAUAGAAAUAUAUGAAAUUGAUUAAAAUGAAUAAGGCAAUUAUCUUAGAGUCUAUAGUAAAACUAGAAUUAUUUGA